CUGCCAGACCGACCCCUGCCCAUUUCUCCUACGGAACUCUCAUGGCUUCACAGCUGCAGACAAGUUGCCGUGCAUCUUGGUGGACUAUCGGAGUUUGCAUCCUGGCGGCCGCGCUCCUACCAGGGCUGCAAGCUCAGAUUGUCUUGGUCAAUGACACAGUCUCGGGGUUUAUCGGGACAGAUGUGGUCCUGCACUGCAGCUUCACCAAUCCGCUCCCCAAUGUGAAGAUCACGCAGGUCACGUGGCAGAAAGCCACCAACGGCUCCAAGCAGAAUGUGGCCAUCUACAACCCUGCCAUGGGGGUCUCCAUCCUUUCUCCCUACAAAGAGCGGGUAACUUUCCGGAAUCCUUCCUUCAAAGAUGGCACCAUUCAGCUCUCUCGGCUAGAGCUGGAGGAUGAGGGAGUUUACAUCUGUGAGUUUGCUACCUUCCCAACCGGCAACCGGGAAAGUCAACUGAACCUCACUGUGCUGGCCAAGCCCACAAAUCGGAUGGAGGGCACCAAGCGGCCACUUAUUGCUAAGUCUGGCAGGACAGAAAAGAUCUUGGUAGCUACCUGCACCUCCUCUAAUGGGAAGCCCCCCAGCACUGUCACCUGGGACACCAAGCUCAAAGGGGAAGCAGAGUUUCAGGAGAUCCGGAAUAGCAAUGGCACCAUCACAGUGAUCAGCCGGUACCGGCUAGUGCCGAGCCGGGAGGCCCACCGGCAGCAGCUGAUGUGCGUGGUCAAUUACCAGCUGGACCGCUUCACCGACAGCAUGACCCUCAACGUGCAGUAUGAGCCAGAAGUAACUAUUGAGGGCUUUGAUGGCAACUGGUUUCUCAACCGGAAGGAUGUGAAGCUGAUAUGCAAAUCUGAUGCCAACCCCCCAGCUCACACCUAUGAAUGGAAGCUGCCAAAUGGGACUCUGCCAGGGAGCGUGGAAAUCCAGAACAACACCAUCUACUUUAAAGGGCCUGUUUCCUACAGCGUGGCUGGCACCUACAUCUGUGAGGCCUCCAACGCCAUCGGUACACGGUCGGGCUUGGUGGAAGUCAAUGUCACAGAAUUUCCCUACACCCCGUCUCCAAUCGAUGAUCGCAAAUCCAUGGUGCAGCCGAAUAUCCCCACACCGGUGAUUGGGGGCAUAGUGGGAGGAGUCUCGCUGGUCCUGGUGGUGGCUGUGGUGCUCUUUGUGGUACUCCGGCGCCGGCGUCACACCUUCAAGGGUGACUACAGCACAAAGAAGCACGUGUACGGCAAUGGCUACAGCAAGGCCGGCAUCCCACAGCAUCACCCCCCCAUGGCCCAAAACCUCCAGUACCCCGACGACUCGGAUGACGAGAAGAAGCCGGGCCCGCUGGGCGGCAGCACCUACGAAGAUGAGGAUGAGGAUGCGGGAGGCGAGCGCAAGCUGGGUGGCCCCAACAAAUACGAGGAGGAUGCUAAGCGGCCUUACUUCACGGUAGACGAGGGGGAGGCGCACCCCGAACCUUACGACGAAAGGACACUCGGCUUCCAGUACGACCCCGAGCAGCUCGACAUAGCGGAGAACAUGGUCUCACAGAAUGACGGAUCUUUUAUUUCCAAAAAGGAGUGGUACGUGUAGCUCGGCACCCCAUUGCUACACACACACACACACACACACACGAGUGAUGCCCUCCCACUCCCCCUGCUUCCCUGCCAAGCGGAGCCGAGCAGAGCCGAGCGUGCCGCGGCCGCUUGCACACACACUGCACGCACACUCACCCCCCGCACACACACGCACGCCCCGGCCAGCCCCAGGCGCUCAGCAGAGACUUUGGACGCUUCCAGCACUGGCAGGAAGGGCAGGCUGGGGCGAGCAGGGAGGGAGGGCAGCUUUGCUUACAGAUCAUUUUUGGGGCGUACGGGAGGUGGGAGGUUGGGUAAUUAUUUUCUCGGUUUUGGUUUUGCUUUUUGAUUUCUCUUGACGACUUUCGUCCCCUUCUGUGGUGUUUGUAUUGGUCGGUGGCUUAGGUGUUACUAUUUGCUUUAACGACUGUUGCCCAGCCUGUAUAUUACACUCUGUUUGUGUCUUCAUGUCUCAGAGUGCCCUUCGGCCCCACUUCCCUCCCUGAGGUUCCUCCUCCCACUUUGGCACCCCUGAAACACUGGAAUUUGUUUGUAUGUUGUCUUCUUUGUAUUUUUUUAACCUUGGGAGGGGGUCAAGUGGGCUGUCCAUAGAAGGACAGAGGCCAGGAAAGCUUAUGGCAAUGGAAACGUAGGUGCCAUUAUCAGGUGAACUGAUUUUUUUUUCCUAAUCACUUUCUUUUCAGUGGGGUCUGGGUAGCAUUCCCAUUGCCCACUGCACGCCUGGGGAGAUCCACUCCCAGUUUUUAAUGACUCGAUAAAAGGAAAAUGAGGAGAAGGGGGGAGAAAAAGCCCUAGAACAAACGCCAGGUGCAUGGGCUGAUAGCAGGGCAGGGAAACAGAGCUGCCAUUUUCCUCCUGCAAUUUGUUAUUUCCUGGCUUUUCAUUUUCUGUCUUUGAGUGCUAGAAAAGGAGUAUUUAUUGCUGACAUUUUUUCCCCUGUGAUGGCUCAGAGAAAUGCUGGCUCUUUUUGUUCUUGUUGCUGUUGUUGUUGCUAGUACCAGCCACAGAGCAGUUAACUCUGGCACAACGGUUGUGCACGGUGUGUCGUGCACAGGCCUUGCUGCCAUUGCCUGGGGAAGGGGACCAACCGAUACCACUUCACUUCUCCCACAAACUCACUGCCUUCAGCUCUGGUCUGCAGACCCUGGCAGGGCAGAUCUCCCAGGGUACCAUCCAGUGUCUUUGAGGGCUUCAGUACAGGAUCAGGCCCCUAAGUUUUAUUGUACCACGAAGACUUAAUUGUCAUGUG
This is a messenger RNA of Gymnogyps californianus (California condor), 2843 nucleotides long. It is a transcript of the gene NECTIN1, whose product is annotated as nectin cell adhesion molecule 1. Gene Ontology annotation, biological process: heterophilic cell-cell adhesion; protein localization to cell junction; homophilic cell-cell adhesion. The record is from RefSeq and is a predicted model, not a curated record. Gene Ontology annotation, cellular component: adherens junction. The transcript has 6 exons. The coding region runs from base 42 to 1589 and encodes 515 amino acids. NCBI's taxonomy places the organism in Eukaryota, Metazoa, Chordata, Aves, Accipitriformes, Cathartidae.